CGCGACGCGCAGCACCGGCAAGGACCGCAGCCCGCCCAGCUCCCUCCUCCCAUCCCAAAAAACGCGUGGCAGCCAAAUCGCGCGCGCGCGGGCACACUCGACACCAGGUUCAGGAGGCACAUCGCGGAAUCGCUGCCGGCCCACCACAAACGAGGCAUGGCCGGCCGAGAUGCAGCGACGGGGGGCAAGGGGGCUGCCCUGGCGGGCGACGUCGCGAAAAUGGGGGCAGCGGAAAGCGACGGCGACGCCGCCCCGGACCGCGUGCUGGCCGCGCCCGCGCCGGACGACUUUUUGCCGCGCAACGUGCUCGCGUGCUUGCUCUACGACGGCGCGCUCGUGACGAAGGAGCACGUUCGCGCCGCGAAGCGCCUGGCCGCGACGAGCAAGGCUUGGGCGGCCGUCGACGACGCGUGGCGCGCGACGCUGCGCGCGGAAGUUGAGCAAGGCGGCUGGGGCCCGUUCCUGGACGAUGCGCGGUUCCGCGUCGCGUUCUGGAACGCCAACGUCGAGGACGCCAAGGCCUUCGCUUGCCACGAUCCGGUGCUCAUGAGCUGCGUCCUCAUGCGCGGCGUCACGGGCGGCCGCGCGCCCUUCGACGUGCUGGACGCGGCGGCGGCGACGUUCCUCGACGCGACUUCCGGCAACUACGGCGCGCACGCCAAGGUCGCGCGGAUGCUGAAAGGGCGGAACGCCGCGGCCAUGAACCGACAACGCGUGGCCAUGGGGGGCGCCGAGGCCUCGGGCGCGCGCGACCCCCUGCGGGAGGUGACCUUCGGGCCCGAGGGAGAAGUCGACGAGCGAGAGGCCUACCUCUCGCGCAACCCCCUGUGGCGGGCGGGCUACGGACGCCCGGAAGGCGAGUUCGAGCCCGAGGACAUCGACAAGCGGCUCCUCCGGCGCCAGGCGCUCAUGGACUCGGUCAACGAGUUCCACUGGACGCACCCCGGGCUCGCGCCGCGGAAGUGCCCCCUGCCGCCGCGGACCCUCGGGACCCUCCGCUUCUUCCUGCAGUGGUUUGAUAGUGCGACGUCGUGGCCCCUCGAGCGGUCGAACGUCCUCGAGACGCUCUGGUCCUUCAAGGACGCUCCAUUAAAUUUUGGCGCCUUACACCCGAUCGAAGCCGAGCGGUGGCGCGUUUUUCUGGACACGUUCCCCGCCGACGGCCACGAGGCGAUGCUCGCGUUCUACAAGGGCUUGAUGGAAGCGCUACGCGCGGGCGAGCCUCCGAACCCGGCGGACAUGAUGCCGCCGCCGGGGCUCGCCGAGUCGAUCUAUGAGGAGGAGCUCCUGUGCGAGGCGAAGGUCCGGUCCACCGUGCCGGGCGUCGUGCCCUUGUGGUACGGCCGGCCCAUGGUUGACGAAGAUCCGGAGAUCGCCGCCCAGGCCGCGCUCGCGGGCGAGAUGGUCGGCGCCGGCCAGUGCAGCCUCAUGUAGUUGUCCCAAAGUCCCCCCGACGGGCCCCGUUUGUGUACUGCUACUCCUAUUGAACGCAGUCCCCGCCUCGUGGCGGCUACUGCCCCGUUUUAGUGUGCUAACUACUAACUACU
Pelagomonas calceolata is the source of this 1547-nucleotide messenger RNA. The record is from the annotation of a GenBank genome assembly. NCBI's taxonomy places the organism in Eukaryota, Pelagophyceae, Pelagomonadales, Pelagomonadaceae.